This is a messenger RNA of Thrips palmi, 698 nucleotides long. RefSeq lists its product as uncharacterized. The coding region runs from base 38 to 463 and encodes 141 amino acids. Lineage: Eukaryota; Metazoa; Arthropoda; Insecta; Thysanoptera; Thripidae. The transcript has 4 exons. The record is from RefSeq and is a predicted model, not a curated record.
GUGACCGUUCCCGACGUUUCCCUUCCGCGGUGCAGUCAUGAUGAGUGAAGGCGUCAAAAGAAGCUCUGUCGUGCGUCGGCUGUGGUUCGACGAGAUGCAGCAGCAGCAGGAGGAGUUUGAGCCUUCAGCCCCGCCACUGGAGGAGGCUCAGGAAGAAACCGAAAUUGCAAGCGAGUGGCGGGAGGCGGAGGUCCCGGGGCCCAAACGAAGACGAAGGACGGAGAGGUCGAUUCGUGGAGGCAAGGCAACGCGCCGCUCGGAGCGCAUUGCAGCACGCCGCUGCCGAGAAAGAUGGAGCCCUUCGCACAUGGAUUGGGGAAAAAUUCGCCGACGUACUGAAGAGAGUGACUUCUGUUGGGAGGAGACGUCUGAUUCGUUGGGUGGAUGCAAUCUCGCAGCCGAAGAGGGGGGCGUGUGCAAUCCUGUAUGUGAAGAGGGAAACAUGUCUGAAAUUGAGGAAUAAAUUGUGCAAUAAUUUCAAUCAAAAAUUGAGUUUCAUUUCAAAUUGGAGUGUGGAUAGGGCCCUGUGAGCUCACCGUGAACGAGAGAGAGAGAGAGAGAGAGAGAGAGAGAAAGCAACGCGACGUGACUCUGACUCUGUGGAGGGGGAACGCAGUGCCUCGCUGUGGCGCGAGAGCGGCGGCCAUCAUUAAAAAGUCGUCUCCGAAAGUCCAGUCUCUGCGCGGACACUAAGGGUA